AGUCGGAGCCUAGCUGCGCGAGAGUUUCUGCUCGCUCAACCGAGUUGUCGUGUUGCCCUCGCUUCUCAGAUCCCCGCCGGAAGUGUAAGUAAGAAACUUCUCUCCUCUUUUCUCACAAUGUGCGCUCACCUAGACGGCCGGGCAGUUAGGAUCGUCUAUUGGAUGUGAAACCAGAGAUGCCCGCCAACCUGGAAUAGAGAGGAAGAGAGCAAGCAGAUUUGAACCUAUCUGCUUUCAAGCUGGUCAUCAUGAUGAAACUUAGACACAAAAAUAAAAAGCCAGGUGAAGGUUCCAAGGGCCACAAGAAGAUAAGUUGGCCCUACCCUCAGCCUGCAAAGCAAAAUGGGAAGAAAGCAACCUCCAAAGUGCCCUCUGCACCUCAUUUUGUUCACCCCAAUGAUCAUGCCAAUCGAGAGGCUGAAUUAAAGAAGAAGUGGGUUGAGGAGAUGAGGGAGAAGCAGCAAGCCGCCCGGGAGCAAGAAAGACAAAAACGCAGGACCAUUGAGAGCUACUGUCAGGAUGUCCUAAGACGCCAGGAGGAGUUUGAGCAUAAGGAGGAAGUUUUGCAGGAAUUAAAUAUGUUUCCUCAGCUGGAUGACGAGGCCACGAGGAAGGCUUAUUACAAGGAGUUCCGUAAGGUGGUGGAAUACUCUGAUGUGAUUCUGGAAGUCCUGGAUGCCAGAGACCCAUUAGGCUGCCGCUGCUUCCAAAUGGAGGAGGCUGUCCUGCGAGCACAAGGCAACAAGAAGCUGGUCCUGGUCUUGAACAAGAUUGACCUGGUCCCCAAGGAGGUUGUGGAGAAAUGGCUGGAUUACCUUCGGAAUGAGUUGCCAACCGUGGCUUUCAAGGCCAGUACCCAGCAUCAGGUCAAAAACCUGAAUCGUUGCAGUGUGCCAGUAGAUCAGGCCUCUGAGUCACUGCUGAAAAGCAAAGCCUGCUUUGGAGCUGAAAACCUCAUGAGGGUUCUGGGGAACUAUUGCCGCCUUGGUGAAGUGCGCACCCACAUUCGUGUGGGUGUUGUGGGUCUUCCCAAUGUUGGGAAGAGCAGCCUGAUCAAUAGCCUGAAGCGCAGCCGCGCAUGCAGCGUGGGAGCUGUUCCUGGAAUUACCAAAUUCAUGCAGGAGGUCUACCUGGACAAGUUCAUCCGGCUCUUGGAUGCUCCAGGCAUUGUCCCAGGGCCCAACUCAGAGGUGGGCACCAUCCUGCGUAACUGCGUCCACGUGCAGAAGCUGGCAGACCCUGUGACCCCAGUGGAGACCAUCCUGCAGCGCUGCAACCUGGAGGAGAUUUCCAACUAUUAUGGCGUCUCUGGGUUCCAGACCACUGAGCACUUUCUGACGGCAGUGGCCCACCGUUUGGGGAAGAAGAAGAAGGGAGGCUUAUAUAGUCAGGAACAGGCGGCCAAAGCUGUCCUAGCUGACUGGGUGAGCGGGAAGAUCAGCUUCUAUAUACCACCACCAGCCACUCACACUCUGCCCACCCAUCUCAGUGCUGAGAUCGUUAAGGAAAUGACCGAGGUCUUUGACAUCGAGGAUACUGAGCAGGCCAAUGAAGACACCAUGGAAUGCUUGGCCACCGGAGAAUCUGAUGAGCUGUUGGGUGACACGGACCCACUUGAAAUGGAGAUCAAGUUGCUCCAUUCUCCGAUGACGAAAAUAGCAGAUGCCAUUGAAAAUAAAACCACCGUGUAUAAGAUUGGAGAUCUCACUGGGUAUUGCACCAAUCCGAACCGUCAUCAGAUGGGGUGGGCUAAACGCAAUGUGGACCACCGCCCUAAGAGCAACAGUAUGGUGGAUGUCUGCUCAGUGGACCGCCGCUCAGUGCUGCAGAGGAUCAUGGAGACGGACCCCCUGCAACAGGGCCAGGCUCUGGCAUCUGCCCUGAAAAAUAAGAAGAAGAUGCAGAAACGUGCAGAUAAAAUCGCCAGCAAGCUGUCUGAUUCCAUGAUGUCUGCUCUCGACCUCUCUGGCAAUGCUGAUGAUGGUGUUGGUGACUAAUCGACUGAUCUCACUUCCCUUCCGCUCCAAGCACCAGUUCCGGUGGUACGGGGGAAUACCAGUGAAAUAGUUUGGUUCUCCCUGAAGCAUCUGCAUAUUGAAAGAACGCUUUCCCCACUGUGUGUCUUCUCCCCCUCCUCCAGUAAAAACAGUCCCGGCUAGGUGCUGUGGCUCACGUCUGUAAUCCCAGCACUUUGGGAGGCCGAGGUGGGCAGAUCACCUGAGGUCAGGAGUUCGAGACCAGCCUGGCCAACAUGGUGAAACCCCGUCUCUACUAAAAAUACAAAAAAAUUUAGCCGUGCUUAGUGGCACCUAUAAUCCCAGCUACUUGGGAGGCUGAGGCAGGAGAAUCGCCUGAACCUGGGAGACUAAGGCAGGAGAAUCGCCUGAACCUGGGAGGCAGAGGUUGCAGUGAGCCCAGACGGCACCAUUGCACUCUAGCCUGGGCAACAACACGAAACUCCGUCCCAAAAAAAAAAAAAAAAAAAAAAUCCCAAGGGGCUGCAGCUGCCAAACCCAAUACCCUCUAUUUAACCCCUACUCUGUUUUACAAGAGAAAUAAAAGAAGUAUCAGCAGAGCUCAGGUGCUAACACCUGUUGAGGGCUGACCUACAAAACUCUGCCUACAAAACUCUCUUAGACAGGUGAAUAUGCCACUAGAAGUUAGGUUGCUGGUAGACCUGGGGGUCCCUGCGGGAGGGUGAUGGUUUCUUUACCACCCCACAGGAGAUUUCAGUGGCAAGGCAUGCCUGCAGUGGGCUUUGGGCCAUGCAUCUUCCAAGUCCAUAGGUCUUCACCUGGGUGGCAGUGAGAAAAAGUAGAAAGUAAUGAGCCUCCUGUGUCUCUGGAAGGUUCUAGGGAUAGGGUAGAGGGAAGAAGAGAACAAACAAGCCUGGCUUGUGCUGAAGUGUGGUAGGCACUACCCUGUUUGCGUGAAGAGAAAACAAAGCACCUGUUAGUAGGGAGGCUUUAGGGGGAAGCCCCGUCUUGGGGGCAUUUCUGGGCAGAUUGUGAAUUGGAGGAAUCUCUUUAACUGAAGUACUCUGGCUGGACCCUGCCCUUGUGUGACCAUGUCUCCUAUUGCACCAGCAUUUGAAUUCCAUGGCUCAAGAGGGUUCUGGUACCAUUUAUUCACAGACUGUAUCCUCGAGAGAGCUGCUAUAUAUGGGAGUGUACCAGCCAACUCCUUUUCCAGUGUCUGUAAGUCACCUCAUUAAAGUAUAAUUAGCUGUCUCCUCUGGGAGAUCCUACCCCAUCAGACAAGGGCAGUGAGCCCAAGCAGUGCCAGAGGCCCUCAGAAAGGGAUUAGGGUAGAUGAUUGCAACUGAAACACAAUCUUCUUUCUUUGCCAGGGUAUUUUGGGGGUUUUGCCCCAAAAUAUACCCUGGGCAUAGCAUUACUGCAGUCUUGGAUGUCUACCCCAAACUUCCACACCAUCCUUCGACCCACAGCUGCACCUUUAUUUAUUUAUUUUGCUCUGUUGCCCAGGCUGGAGUGCAAUGGCGUGAUCUCGGCUCACUGCAACCUCUGCCUCCCGGGUUCAAGUGAUCCUCCUGCCUUAGCCUCCCAAGUAGCUGGGAUUACAGGCACCUGCCACCACGCCUGGCUAGUUUUUGUAUUUUUAGUAGAGACGAUGUUUCACCAUGUUGACCAGGCUGGUCUCGAACUCUUGACCUCAAGUGAUCCACUCGCUUCGGCCUCCCAAAGUGCUGGGAUUAUAGGCGUGAGCCACUGUGCCCAGCCUCACAGCUGCAUCUUAACCUUACCUUUGCCUCUGCCUCUCAAGCUGGUACCUCCUAAUUUACAUCCUAAGAGUGGAACCAUGUGACAAGGACUGGAGUGCCAUUGGCUGUGGACUGUUCAGGCAGGGAAGUACAAGACCACUCUUGUAUUCAGGGGCAACCAAAGGAGAGAAUUACGUACUUGUUGAGUACAAACUGCACCAAGCCCUGGAGACCCAUUACCACCGUUAACCCUCAAUACAGCUCUGCUAGUAAGGGAUUCGUCUCCCCAAAUGAAAAAAAAAAGUAAUCUCAGAAUGUUGGCCGAGCAUGGUGGCUCACACCUGUAAUCCCAGUUAUGCAGGAGGCUGAGGCAGGAGAAUCACUUGAUCUCAGGAGGCGGAGGUUGCAGUGAGUCGACAUCACACCACUGCACUCCAGCCUGGGGGACAGAGUGAGACUUCGUCUCGGAAAAAAAAAAAAAAAGUUGACAGGAUGGCCAGACCCAAGUGGGCGUAUUAAGUGGUGGUGCUAGGAUUGGAACCCAAGCGUGAUUAAAACCCUAUGCAGGCCCUUUCCUCUAUAUUGUACUGCCUCCUUAACAAAGGAAGAUUGAUUAAGCCCCUACUUUGUGCCAGUCUCUGUUAUCAAGUCCGUUAAAUGCAUUUAACGUUAAAUUUUUUCUUUUUUGGUUUAAAAAACUCUAGUUUCUUAAACUACUAGUUUUUAGUGUCUUGCUAAAACUAUGUGCUCUUGAAUAGGCUACAACUUAUUUCACACUAUCUCAUUGAACUCUCCUGGUAUGUGAUAGUGUUAUAAUGAAAAAUUGCAUACCAGGACAGCUAAGUCUAUUUUGCAACCAUACAGCGUUUCAUAAUUUAGCAUUUAAAAUACAGACAGUCCCCGACUUUUGGUGGUUUGAUGUGGGAUUUUUGGUGGAAAAGCAGUAUACAUUCAGAAUGCACCUCUACUUAUGAUGGGGCUACUUCCUGGUAAACCCAUUGUAAUGUGCAAAUUACGGGUUUAUCAGGAGGUGACCCCAUCGGUAAUGGAGAAGUGCUGGGAGGUAAAUAUUAGAAAUGGAAGUAUCUAAAUGAGUAAGAAACAGCAUGGGAGCAUAAUUUGGCCAAAAUCAAACAGAACUAAAGUAGUCAUGUCGGUAAGAAUUUGGGACUGCAGGCCAGUUACGAUAGCUCUCACCUGUAAUCCCAGCAUUUUGGGAGGCCGAGGCAGGCGGAUCACUUGAGGUCAGGAGUUCAAGACCAGCCUAAACAAUAUGGCGAAACCUCAUCUCUACCAAAAAAAUACAAAGAUUAGCUGGGCAUGGUGUCUCAUGCCUGUAGUCCCAGCUACCUAUGGGGCUGAGGCAGGAGGAUCUCUUGAGCCCAGGAGGUCGAUGCUGCAUUGAGCCGAGAUUGUGCCACUGCUCUCCAGCGUGGGCAACAGAGUGAGACUGUCUCAGGGGGAAAAAAAAAGAGGAAAACAAAAAAGACGUUGGGAGUGCAGUUUCUCUACCUACAGCAUAUCUCAAAGGUUUUUUUUAAAAAAGUAUUUUCUUAACUUUUUACCUUCAUUUUUCAAAACAAUUAGGGUACAAUUUACAUAUAGUAAAGUUCACUCUUUAUAGUUUUAGUUAUGUGAGUUUGUACAAACAUAUACAGGAGUGAACCACUACCACAAUCGAAAUAUAGUUGCAUCACCCCCCUAAAACUCUCCAGGCCCUUUUGUAGUCAACUCCUACCCCCGACCCUCAGAUUCUGCUAACCACUGAUUUGUUUUCUGCCCCUAUAGUUUUGCUUUAGUAUGACUGUCAUAUCAAUAGAAUCAUACAAUGAGUAGGCUUAUUUUAUGCCUUCAGGUUUUAAAAAUUAUAAACAUUUACAUUACAGUAAAAUUCACUCUGGUAUACAGUUCUAUAAAGCUCUGAUAAAUGUGUAGAGUUGUGUAACCACCAAUGCAACCAAGGUACAGAACAGUCCUCUUAGCCUCUCCCUACCAAAUUUAUUCCUGCUACUUUGUAGUCAAAACCAGUCCCCUACACCCAAACCCUGGCAGUCACUGGUUUUUUUCUUCGUUCUCUUUUUUUUUUUUUUUUUUUUGAGACAGAGUCUAGCUCUGUUGUCCAGGCUGGAGUGGUGCAGUGGCGUGAUCUCGGUUCACUGCAACCUCCGCCUCCAGGGUUCAAGCGGUUCUCCUGCCUCAGCCUCCCGAGUAGCUGGGAUUAUGGGCGCCCGCCACCACGCCCAGCUAAUUUUUGUAUUUUUAGUAGAGAUGGGGUUUCACUGUUUUGGCCAGGCUGGUCUCGAACUCCUGACCUCAUGAUCCUCCUGCCUCAGCCUCCCAAAGUGCUGGGAUUACAAGAGUGAGCCACUGCGCCUGGCCUUUUUCUUUGUUCUUAUAUUUUUGUCUUUUUUUUUUUUUUUUUUUUGAAACAGAGUCUCACUCUUUCACUGAGGCUGGAGUGCAGUGGCGUGAUCUUGGCUCACUGCAACCUCCACCUCCUGGGUUCAAGCGAUUCUCCUGCCUUAGCCUCCCGAGUAACAGGGACUACAGGUGCCCACCACCAUGCUGGGCUAAUUUUUGUAUUUUUAGUAGAGGCGGGGGUUUCUCCACACUGGCCAGGCUGGUCUUGAACUUCUGACCUCAAAAGAUCCACCCACCUCGGCCUCCCAAAGUGCUGGGAUUAUAGGCAUGAACCACCGUGUCCGGCCAUAUAUUUUCGUCUUUUGAAGACUGUUAUAUACAUGAAAUUAUAUGGUAUGUAGCAUUUUGAGAGCGACUUCUUUUGCUAUGAGUAAUACAUUUGAGAUUCAUCCAUAUUUCUCAGUAUAUUAAUAGUUCUUAUUUCUGAGUCACUCCAUUGUGUGGAUUUACUACUGUUUGUUCCCCAGUUGAAGGAUGUUUAGGAUCUUUGCAGUUUUGGACAAUUACAAGUAAAGCUGCUAUAAACAUUUGUAUGCAACAUUUUGUGUUUUCAUUUAUCUAUAGUAAAUACCUAGAGUUGGAUUGCUGGGAUAUAUGGUAAGCAUAUGUUUGACAUUUUAAGAAACUUCUAAACUGUUUUUCAAAGUGGCUCUACCAUUUCACAUUCCCAUCAGUAUGAAAGUUUCAUUUCCACAUCCUCUCUAGUACUUGGGGGUGUCAGUUUAGUUUUUUAAUUUUUAAAUUUUUUAAUUUUUUUAAUACAUUUAAAUAGAGAUGGGGUCUCACUGUGUUGACCAGGAUGGUCUUGAACUGCUGGCCUCAAGUAAUCCUCCCAUCUCGGUCUCCCAAAGUGCUAGGAUUACAGGUGUGAGCCACCAUGCCCAGCCAGGUUUUUUGACAUUAAGUAUGUGGUGGUAUCUCAUCGUUUUUAUUUGCAUCCUCUAAUGAUUUGAGCAUAUUUUAUAUGCUUAUUUGCUAUCUACAUAUCUUCUUUGGCAAGGUGUUCACAUCUCUUGCAUAUUUUGGAUUGUUUUAUUAUUUUUGAAUUUUGAGGAUUAUAUGCUGGAUACAGGGGUGUUUUUUUUUUUUUUUUUUUUUGAAACAGAGUCCUCACCCAGGUUGGAGUGUAGUGGUGCAAUCUCGGCUCACUGCAACCUCUGCCUCCUGGGUUCAAGUAAUUCUCAUGCCUCAGCCUCCUGAGUAGCUGGAAUUACAGGCGCAGGCCACCAUGCUUGGCUAACUUUUAUAUUUUUACCAGAGACAAGGUUUCACCAUGUUGGCAAGGCUGGUCUUGAACUCUGGACCUCAAGUGAUACACCCGUCUUAGCCUCCCAAAGUUCUGGGAUUACAGGCAUGAGCCAUUGUGCCUGGCCAGUAUCUUGUCUUCUCAUUCUGUAAACGGUGUCUUUUUUUCAUUAUGGGAAAGCUUUAUUGACACAUUUGUUUUUAUUUUUAAAAAUUAUGGUAAAAUACACAGAACAUAAACGUUACCAUCUGAUAUGGUUUGGCUGUGUCCACACCUAAAUCUCGAAUUGUAGUUCCCAUAAUCCCCACACAUAUGUACCACAUUUUCUUUAUCCAGUCUUUCGUUGAUAGACAUUUAGGUCGAUUCCAUGUCUUUGGUAUUGUGAAUAGUGCUGCAGUGAACAUAUGUGUGCAUGUGUCUUUAUGGCAGAAUGAUUUAUAUUAUGCAUAACCAAAACUGUACUUAUUAAACAAUAACCUCCCAACCCCUUCUGCCCACAACCUCUGGCGACUGCCAUGCUACUUUCUGUCUCUGAAUUUGAAUACCCUGAUAGUCAUAUAAUAUUUAUCUUUUUGUGACUGGCUUAUUUCACUUUGCAUAAUGUAUUCAAGCUUAAUCUGUGUUGUAGCCUGCGUCAGAAUUUCUUUUCUUUUUAAUGCUGAGUAUUAUUCUAUUGUGUGUAUAUACCACAUUUUAUUUAUCCAUUCAUCCACUGAUGGACAUGUGCAUUGUUCCCACCUUUUGGCUAUUGUGAAAAAUGCUGUUAUGAAUAUGGGUAUGGAGAUCUCUCCCCUUAUUUUGAGACAGGAUCUCACUGUCACCCAGGCUGGGGUGCAGUGGUGUGCUCAUAGGUCACUGUAGCUUCGACCUCCUGGGCUCAAGCGAACCUCCCACCUCCGCCUCUUGAGUAGCUGGGACCACAGGCAUGUGCCACCAUGGCUGUUAAAUUUAUUAAUUUGUUUUUCUAUGGAUCAUGCUUUUUGUGUUACAUCAGAGGAGUCUUUGCUUAACAUGAGAUGACAAAGGUUUUCUCCCAUGUUUCCUCCUAAAAGUUUUAUAGUUUUAGGUUUUACAUUUAGGUCUAUGAUCCAUUUUGAGUCAAUUUUUGUAUAUGGUACAAGGUAUGAAUCUAUGCUUUUUAAAAAAAUAUGGUUACCCAAUUUUUCUAGCAGUAUGUGCUAAAACUUUGCUAAAGUCACUUAGUUCUAGUAGCUUUUUUUGCAGAUUUAACCAGACUUUCUACAUAGACAAUCAUAUCUUCUGUGAAUAAACAUGGUUUUAUUUCUUCAUGUCUAA
Molecule: messenger RNA, 8684 nt
Organism: Homo sapiens (human)
Lineage: Eukaryota; Metazoa; Chordata; Mammalia; Primates; Hominidae
Gene: GNL3L
Product: G protein nucleolar 3 like
Exons: 16
Coding region: 249-1997 (582 amino acids)
Cellular component (GO): nucleolus
Molecular function (GO): GTP binding
Source: RefSeq, marked reviewed